GUGUCACUUCAUCAAGCGCUCUGGAAAAGAAAGACCAACAGAGAUUACUUUACUCAGUAUUUAUCCAUUUAAUCUCAUAUUUAUCGCUCAGUAUUUGAAGAUGGAAGCCUGUAGAAGCCUGUUGAAGAGCGCGCUGGUCGUCAUCGUCCUCGUGGCUAUGUUUCAGUCGGGAUCCGCAGCAGAGAAGCUGGCAACCUGCUGUAAGAAAGUCACCAAACAGGAGAUAACCGAGCCAAUCUUAGGCUACUUGGUGCAGCGAGCCGACCCCCCAUGCGUCCAAGCUGUCAUAUUUCAAACCAAAUCAGGUCUCUUCUGCAGUUAUGUGAGGGCUCCCUGGGUUCACCGCAAGGUUGCUGCAUUUGAGAGAGCAAAAGCUCAGGCCGCCGCUUCGUCCGUGGCACCCUCAACUCCCGUCUCCCUCCUCUCCGUCAUCACAUCCACCGCCUCCCUUCUACAUCCUCCACCCUCCUUCCUCCACCUCUUCUCUCCCUCUUUCCUCCUCAACUUUUCCUGCUUCUUCCUCCUUUCACCUUCUUUCCUCAUCCUCUCUCCCUGCUUCCGCUUCCACUGCUCUACCUGCUUCCUCCUCCGCUCUCAAUCCUUCUUUCUCAACUUUUCCUGCUUCUUCCUCCUUUCACCUUCUUUCCUCCUCCUCUCUCCCUGCCUCCUCCUCCUCUCUUCCCUCUUCCCCCACCACGUCCGAGAUGCCCGCUGGUGAAACCUUUUUGGCGGAGAGUAGCGGCGUCUCCGCUUCCAGCCUCGACGACUGAAUGUGUCAAGACGUUCACAAUUACGGCCUCGACACUGAUGCAAACCGAUGUCUGAAAUAGCACUUGAAGAACAGAAUUAUGUUAAUUUAUUAUUAUUAUGUUGAAUAUUUAGAUUCUUUCAAUGCCGUUAGGAGUGAAAUUAUUUAUUAGUUUAAUUUAAUUGACCAGCGCUGAUAGAAGUAUUCAUCUAUCUAUCUAUUUAUUACCAAGAGUAUUUAUCAAUAUUUACAAGUUACUGUGUACAAUGUCAUGAUUAUUGUAACAGGAAUAUGUUUUGAUCUAUUUAUUUAUUUGUUAACUUGUGAAGUUGUGAAACCAU
Etheostoma spectabile (orangethroat darter) is the source of this 1089-nucleotide messenger RNA. RefSeq lists its product as uncharacterized. The coding region runs from base 101 to 718 and encodes 205 amino acids. NCBI's taxonomy places the organism in Eukaryota, Metazoa, Chordata, Actinopteri, Perciformes, Percidae. Gene Ontology annotation, cellular component: extracellular region. The record is from RefSeq and is a predicted model, not a curated record. Gene Ontology annotation, biological process: immune response. Gene Ontology annotation, molecular function: chemokine activity. The transcript is spliced from 4 exons.